Molecule: messenger RNA, 1266 nt
Organism: Pestalotiopsis fici W106-1
Lineage: Eukaryota; Fungi; Ascomycota; Sordariomycetes; Amphisphaeriales; Sporocadaceae
Exons: 2
Coding region: 1-1266 (421 amino acids)
Biological process (GO): lipid metabolic process
Molecular function (GO): phosphoric diester hydrolase activity
Source: RefSeq, a predicted model, not a curated record
AUGCUUCCGUCGAUAUCCAAAUUCUUGACGGUUGCCGCUGCGCUGUCAGCAACAGCCUACGCAUCUCCACAGGGUUGGGGUGGCAGCAGUGGCCAAGGUUCAUCGAGUGGCAGCAGUGGUCAAUCCGGAAGCGGCAGUCAAGGCGGCAGCGAAAGCGGUGGUGAGAGUGGUAGCCAAACCACCAGCGAAUACUAUGGAUCCUCCACAUCGGCGACAUCUGCCUCGGCUGUCGCAGCUUCGACGGCAACCUCGACAUCCGCAGCUCUGGCUGAUGAUGUAGCCUGCAAUGGCUCGCACGACCUCUGUUCACGAACAUAUGACAAUAUCACACACAUGGGAGCCCACGAUUCCUCCUUUGUGCGAGAUGACAGCACCGACAACUCGAUUGCCGGAACACAAUAUUACAACGCUACGUACGCAUUAAACAAUGGCUUGCGCCUCUUGACAGUUCAGGCCCACGAUUCCAAUGGUACCAUUGAGUUGUGCCAUACCACAUGCAGUCUCCUUGAUGCCGGCACACUGCAGAGUUUCCUCGAGGCAAUCAAGUCGUGGAUGGACAACAACGCGGACGACGUUGUGACACUUCUCAUUGUCAACUCGGACAGCUUCAACGGCACCGACUUUGGCCCAGUCUUUGAAGCCUCUGGUAUUGACAAGUACGGAUAUACACCGACCGGUACCGACUCGAGCUCAGUCACUUGGCCUACACUCCAGGACAUGAUCAACGCAAACACCCGCCUGGUUACUUUCAUCGCAUCCUACACUUACGACUCUGAUUACUCUUACCUGCUCAACGAGUGGGACUAUGUCUUUGAGACUGCAUACGAAGUCACUUCGCUUUCGGGCUUCAACUGCACCAUUGAUCGUCCCUCGACGUACAGCUCGGCUUCCUCGGCCAUUUCAGCUGGCAUGCUACCUCUCGUCAACCAUUUUGCCUACACUGUCGUCGCGAGCUACGAGAUCCCCGAUGCCAGCGACAUUGACACGACCAACAGCCCUUCUACCAGCACCACCGGCGCUCUUGGCUUGCAUGCUCAGACUUGCAAGUCCGAGUAUGGACAAAAGCCGACUUUCAUGCUGGUUGACUUCUUCAACAAGGGACCCGCCAUUGAGACGGGCGACAGCCUAAACGGCAUUACUGCUUCGGGACGCUCCAACAGCACUUCUGCAGACGGCAGUAGCUCGACAAGUGAUGCGGAUCGCAUCGGACACAGAUCGUUUGCAGCUCUACUGGCCGCAGUGGUCAUGGCUGCUCUACUUGCUUAA